AUGAGAAAUUAAAGCACUAAAAGAAUCAUUAUUACUGAGAGGAAGAAUUAGACAGUUCUGAGGAGUGUUUCAAAAACUCCCUCAUCAACAAAGAAUUUGAAGCCAGCAAUAUAUUUGAACAACAAGUAGAUUUUGAAAAAUGUAACUAGCAAAUUGUAUAAUUCUCACAAUCGCAGCUUAUCAGAAAGAAAGCUUUCAUCAAGCCAUUAAAAUUGCAAUUCUGAGAAAAAUCUUUUGAAAAGUAUGAAGUUCGAGAUACCUGCCAAGUAUGUAUCCGAAGUUAACCCCACAUUGGCCAGUGAUGACUAUAAAGAUUACAUUAAAUCUUUAGCUGAUCACAAAGAUGGUGGAGAUUACCUCUAAUUCCUUAGAUAAUUUGUAUAUCUAAAGCCUUAACCUCACAAACCAGGAUGCUUCUACACUUAGAGAUACAAAGGACCUAAUCAUAAAUUCUAUUUCCAUUUUAUCUCAGAGCCAAGUACUUGGUGGGAUAGAUUUGCUAAGAAAUUUGAGGAUACAAAUUAAAGUAAAGAAUAAGGAAUAAUCUUUUUGCAUGAUAUGCUAGAAUUUAUUAAAUUGACAUUUGAGAAGGGGCAAAGAAGUCCAUAUCAAAAGUAUCUAUUCAUGAUGGACUAUUACGAUAAAAUUCUGUAUGAAGACCAUGCCAAAUUAAACAGUCAAAUUAUGUCAAUCUUUGAUUUCUACUAUAAUGGUAUAAAAUAAUUUAGAAAGCCCAAACAGUACACAAGAUUUCUGAAUAUAAUAAUCAUUUCACUCUAGAGUUUAUUUGAAAAAAUUUCAUCAGGGGCAAAAUUCAUGUUGAAAUUCUAAAUUUAAAGCUCAUCAAUAGAAUUCUUUGAUAAAUAUGCUUCAUCAUUGGCAGAUAAGAUCGAAGAAAAAGAAUUUGAUGCUGAAUUUAAAUCAAAACUAAAAUUAUACUUUGAAUAAGGAAAAUAUGAUCUAUUGGUUCAAAGCUAUGACAUACUUAGAAAAUAUAUGUAUAUAAAUUCAAGUGUUACGGUUGAUAGUAUAAUGUAGCAUUUGAGAUCUGUUAUAGUCUUAUUUACUGCAAGAUUAAAAGAAGAGUAAGAAUUUUAAAGACAUGUUUGUGAGAAAUCGAUCAUAUAUGACUUAGUGACAGAUGGAUUCAAAUCCACUAAUCAUGGAUAUAAUGAUAACUAAUUAAAUGAGUUUUGCAGUUUAAUUACUUAUCUACUGGAAGAAGCAAGGUGGAACAAAAAAAUUUUCCAUUAUUUGUCAAAGAUUAAUUAUAAGUAAUUAAUGGAAAUCGAGCACAAUAAAGAAAACAACUUCUUGAAAUAAAUUAACGACGAUUUUCGGGUAAUACAUUCAAUAAGAAGGAUAUAUUAAGUCUAGAUUUAUGCUGCUUGCGCCUGA
Stylonychia lemnae is the source of this 1398-nucleotide messenger RNA. Lineage: Eukaryota; Ciliophora; Spirotrichea; Sporadotrichida; Oxytrichidae. The record is from the annotation of a GenBank genome assembly.